AUGUCUGCCGAAAUGGCGAACGAGAUCAAGUUGAUCAGUGGCCGCAGCCACCCCGAGCUGAGCGAAAAGAUUGCGAAGCGACUGGGUAUCAAAGUUGCAAGAACGAUCUCGCUCAACUACUCGAACCAAGAGACCUCCUUCACAGUCGGCGAAUCGGUCCGCGACGAGGAUGUCUUCAUCGUGCAAUCCACCUCCACGGGCGAUGUCAACGAAGGUCUGAUGGAGUUGUUAAUCAUGAUAUCGGCAUGCCGGACUGCUAGUGCCAGGAGGAUAACAGCCGUUAUCCCGAAUUUUCCCUAUGCUCGACAGGACAAGAAGGACAAGUCACGAGCCCCCAUCAGUGCCAGAUUGGUCGCGAACAUGCUGCAGACCGCCGGUGCCAACCACAUCGUGACCGUGGAUCUCCAUGCUUCUCAGAUCCAAGGCUUCUUCAGUGUUCCAGUGGACAACUUGUAUGCCGAGCCGUCCUUCCUCCGCUACAUACGGGAGAAUUUCAAGACGGAAGAUUGCGUUAUUGUCUCUCCUGACGCCGGUGGUGCAAAGCGUGCAACAUCCAUUGCCGACCACCUCAACACGGCGUUUGCCUUGAUCCAUAAGGAGCGUCCCAGGCCGAACGUUGUCGGUCGCAUGGUUCUUGUUGGUAACGUUGAAGACAAGAUAGCCAUCCUUGUUGACGACAUGGCCGACACAUGUGGCACCCUGGUGAAGGCGGCAGCAGUGCUCAAGGAGAAUGGCGCCAAGUCUGUCCUUGCCCUGGUUACUCACGGAAUCCUGUCGGGCAACGCCAUCGAAACGUUGAACAGUAGCGUGCUUCAAGCCUUAGUCGUCACAAAUACCGUGCCGCUGGGCGACAAGGUAGAGCGGUGCCCCAAGCUCCGCGUUAUUGAUAUCAGCCCGACGCUUGCAGAGGCCAUCCGUCGUACACAUAACGGUGAAUCGGUGUCGUAUUUGUUCAAUCACGCCCCCGUAUAAAGUCGGCCCACAGUGGCGGCAUCCCCUGGUCAAACCCAGGUAGCGACGAAGAGACAUAUUUGAGAGAGUAUGGUAAAGAGCAACGACUACUUGGUACUGAGGAUUACACAAUGUUUGGGGUGUUCCAAGCAAGCAGACCUAUGGAGUAUAGCGGUGUACAAAGGAUAUCAAGGCUUGGCUGGAGACUGGAGUUUAGUGUCGCAAAAGAAUGGAAUUCAAUCAAAGUUCUGCAGCCUUCGUAUACCGCGAGAUCGCACAGUGCUCUGUGCUUCCUAUUAGACUAUGGGUACUGCUUCCAGGUAUACCCAAAGAACAUCAUGGACUAGUAGAACACUGGCCCAGAUUUCUGAAAUGCCUUUGGAAUUAGGAAUAAUAAGUAUCCCUUGUUACUACAAC
Messenger RNA from Chaetomium strumarium, 1368 nucleotides. Its product is annotated as phosphoribosyltransferase-like protein. Bases 1 to 972 code for a protein of 323 amino acids. The transcript is spliced from 15 exons. Gene Ontology annotation, molecular function: ribose phosphate diphosphokinase activity; magnesium ion binding. The record is from RefSeq and is a predicted model, not a curated record. NCBI's taxonomy places the organism in Eukaryota, Fungi, Ascomycota, Sordariomycetes, Sordariales, Chaetomiaceae. Gene Ontology annotation, biological process: purine nucleotide biosynthetic process; ribonucleoside monophosphate biosynthetic process; 5-phosphoribose 1-diphosphate biosynthetic process. Gene Ontology annotation, cellular component: ribose phosphate diphosphokinase complex; cytoplasm.